GAUUGGGUGUUCAAUAUUGAUAAUGAAAUAAUAAUGUUAAAAAUAAGGGCGAAAUCAAAUCAUUAGAAACACUUGUAGAGCCAUUGGGAUUUCGAACAAAUAUAUAUCAGAACAAAACUAUUAACGUUACCUGCCUAUAUGAAUGAUUUCAAUAGCUUUGUGUGAUAAUUACAACGAGAAUUUUUCAUAGAUAACAUUACGGAACGCAGGAAAUGAUCUUGCAAUGGAGUUUGCUGACAAAAUUAGAAUACCGAAGUUGAAUGGAGUUACAAUGAGGGGACCACAUAUAUCCAAUACGAGUACUGGAACACUAGUCAUUACUGGACAUCAUUUAAUUUUUUCAUCAAUAUCUGAAGAUGUUGAACUAUGGAUUUUAAAUCAUAAUAUUGAUAUUGUGGAAAGGAAAUUAAACACAAUUACUUUAAAAUGUAAGGACUUUAGAAUUAUUGUUUUCGAUAUGCCAUAUAUUGAGCAAGCUGCCUCAGUUGCUGCUUCCAUUGAAUCGCUCAUAAUGACAGAUGAAGCAGAUUAUUUGCACCAUGUGUUUUCAAAUAAAACUAAUGAACAUCGUUCUUUAUUUGAUGUACAAUCUCAGUGUGAGAAUCUUGUUGCUGGUGAUUCAAUGUGGAGAAUAUCUCAUGUCAAUAAAUCUUACAGGGUGUGUAGUUCUUACCCUGAAUUAACUGUAGUUCCUUCUAAUGUUGAUGAUAACAUGUUAAUUGCUUCUGCCAAGUUUCGGCAAAAUGGUAGAUUUCCAGUGUUAAGUUAUCGUCAUGAAAAAGGGAGUGUGCUGAUGAGGAGCAGUCAACCAUUAGUUGGAUCUAGUUCAAAACGUUGCAAACAAGAUGAACGUGUUAUAAAUUCUGUUCUUGGGCCUGGAAAAAGAGGAUAUAUAAUUGAUACUCGUAGUGUUGCUAAUGCAACAAAUGCCAAAGCUCGUGGAGGUGGAUUUGAAAUGGAAGCUCAUUAUCCUCAAUGGCGACGAGUUAAUUCAGCUCUUGAACGGCACAAUGUUCUAUUAGAUAGCUUAUCAAAAAUGAUUGAAGCUUGUAAUGAUAUAACAUGUACUAUUGAUCGAUGGCUAAAUAAAUUAAAUGGGAGUGAAUGGCUAUCUCAUGUCAAAGAUACAUUAAAUGCAGCAUGUUUAGUAGCACAAUGCUUAAAUCAAGAGAGAGCAUCGGUAUUGGUACAUGGAUCAGAGAGUACAGAUGCUACAUUAGUAUUAAUAUCUUUAACACAGCUGAUAUUAAAUCCAGAAUGUCGUACAAUUGUGGGUUUUGAAUCACUAAUUGAGAGAGAAUGGCUUCAAGCCGGACAUCCAUUUGAAACACGCCAUAAAAGUGGUUGUUACAAUGCAGCUCGUUCAAAAGUAUCAUCAUCAUCAUCAUCAUCUAAAAUUUUUCAUCAUGGAUCGGGUGCAACUUUUUUAUUAUUUUUAGAUUGUACAUGGCAAAUACACAAUCAAUUUCCAUGUUGUUUUCAAUUUUCAACAAAUUUUUUGUCAUCACUUGUUGAUCAUUCAUAUUGUUCAGAUUUUAGUACAUUUUAUGGUAAUUGUGAGGCUGAUCGGAAAAAAAAUCGUUACGGAAGACCGAAUUUAUGGUCUCAUUUUGAUAAAAAAAUCAAUGAGAUUACUAAUCCUCUUUAUUUGCCUACAAAUAAUGUGAUUUGGCCUUCUGUCGCUCCAUUCAGUAUAGAAUUAUGGCGUGAUAUGUACCUGAGAUGGUCUAUUGAUCAAACACAUCAAAAGAAGUAUAAAAAAUCAAUUGAUGAUUUAGUUAAACGAAACAAGGAAUUAAAAAUGUUGGCCACAAAAUUACGGAAUGAGACUUUCGAGUCUGAUAACAAAUCUACAUAGUUAAUUAAUUGUAUGUUCUAUAUUCAAUACAGGUACCAAAACAAUUAUUUUAUGUUUUAUAAUUUUUUUUUUAUACCAAUUAUUUUUAAAUUAAUUUAG
Molecule: messenger RNA, 1957 nt
Organism: Sipha flava (yellow sugarcane aphid)
Lineage: Eukaryota; Metazoa; Arthropoda; Insecta; Hemiptera; Aphididae
Product: myotubularin-related protein 9
Exons: 8
Coding region: 224-1858 (544 amino acids)
Biological process (GO): negative regulation of autophagy
Source: RefSeq, a predicted model, not a curated record